Molecule: messenger RNA, 8771 nt
Organism: Alosa sapidissima (American shad)
Lineage: Eukaryota; Metazoa; Chordata; Actinopteri; Clupeiformes; Clupeidae
Gene: sash1a
Product: SAM and SH3 domain containing 1a
Molecular function (GO): protein binding
Source: RefSeq, a predicted model, not a curated record
GGAGCAAGUACGAGUCGCGCUGGAGAGGGGAGGGAACGAGAGGCAGAUAGUCUCUCAAUUACCGUCAAUCACCCAGGAUUACUGUCGCCUACUCUCAUACUUCUCGCCGAUAAGCGGCCAGAGCAAGUUUACCGGGUGACUCGGAGCAGGUAUGCGGUCAGUUCUGUUUGUAGGACCUUAAAAAGCAAGAAUGCGGACCUAAACGGGACUUCCACGCCGUUCCUGUGACGGUUUGGCUUUCUCUGAAAUCGGAAGACACGAAUCGAUCUUUCUCUGUAGCUGGGAGCUGAGCACUGACUGGCUUUGAGUGUUCGCUGGCGGUUGGCGUACUUCUCGGCUGGGCUCCCGUGGCUUGAGGCAACGCUGCUCCUGCAGACGAGGCGAAAGAGCCGCAGCCAGGGACCACGACCGCCACCAGAACGGAAUCCUGUUUGGGGUUGCAGGCAGACCGCAGAGACAGUCGUCAGUUUCGGCUUCUGGACACAAAUAUUACACAUACUGAUAGAGGAGAGUGAAAUACACUCAUAACUCUGUAGUCAGCGAAUGACAGCGCGGCUCUCGCUAUUUUACAGUUUCCUUGAAACAUGUAAUCUACGCUGGAAACCAAGCUGCCAGUCGUUGACUUGAGUUUUCCUACAAUUUUGGAAAGAGGCUGUUAUCGCCCUGAGGACUACCGAAGAGUCGUGUGGCUCGUGGGAAUACAAAGCCACCAGUCAGACUCGGCGUCUUUACUAGUGCUGGAGGCUCGCGCUGAGCUGUCAAACAGGUACCUACACGUCGUGUCUGGUCGUGAGGGGUCACAUACCGGCCCUAUUUGACCGACCCUAUUUAUCUCAGGAUAUAUAUAUAUAUUUUUUUUUUCAUUUUGUAUCCUUCAAUUAGCCUAUUGUAUCUUGCCAGUCGUAUGCUAUACAUUUGCAGCUGUUGGAUGAGGGAGUCUGCUUUGGUGAAGGUAGCCUGACCUAAGGCUUACAUAUGUCUGUAACGUGGUGGUGAACGACUCAAUGAUGCACAGAUGCACAGCCAUGCCCAAAUGUAUUAAUGUAAAUGGCAAAGCAAUCAUACAUCUGCGUUCUGUUAACCUGGUUAACUCACUCGGGCAGUGACAUCUAACCUGUAAUCUGUGCGCACACGUGUGACAGGGAGAGUGUGCGUGCGUGCCCUAUGCGUGGGGCUUCUCCUCUGGUUUUAUCUGAAACACUUUCGCAUCAGCCACAAUGAUGAGCGGUGGACCCAACAUCGUGUACGAGUGGCUCCGGACACUGCAGCUCGUGCAGUACAUGGAAGCCUUCAUGGAUAACGGCUACGACGACCUGGAGGUUUGCAAACAGAUCGGGGACCCGGACCUGGACGCAAUCGGGGUGUACAUUCCGCACCACCGGCAGCGCAUCCACGACGCGGUGCAGCGGCUCCGGGACGAGGACAAGGAAACAGCCAGCGGGCUUUACUUCACCCUGGAGCCGCUGUCACCGUCAGCCUCCGAGAUCUACACCAGUCGGCUCGCGGAGCAAUACGAGAGCCGCCUCCGGGGCUCCAAGUCAUGGACCGAGCCAAGCAGCGAGCGGGGCUUCGUGAUGGGGAUGACGGGAGCGCCGAGGAACCUUACUCUUGGGAAUCGUAGGGAGCUGUCGAUCUACCCGAAGCUCAAGUUGAAGAUCAUGAUCCGAGAUAAGCUCAUCCGCGAUGGAAUUAACCUAGCCAGGCCGCCAUACUCCAACAAGGAUGGCUCGUUGGGUAAUAUAGAUGACUUGGCUCAGGAGUACUCUGAGUAUUACAACACGUGCUCCAGCGACGUCAGUGAACGCUUGGAAGAGCUACGCAAGCGGCGAGUUUCACAGGAGCUGGACAUGGACAAGGCAGACCCCAGCUCCUCCUCCCUUCAGCUGCGCUCUGAAAUCCAGGAGUCACUGGGGUUUAGCAGUGAAGUCUCCACACCUGAAAUUGAAAGAAAGGUACCCCUCCACAGAUCCAGUUCAGAGGACGGGUGUGGAGGUAAAUGGGACGGUAAGAAGAAGAAUAAGUCUUUCUGGCAGAACUUCCGGAAGUCUCCAAAAGGAGUUACAAGACAGACCUCCAAAGGAGAGGACAUCGGCUAUGUUGCCAGUGAGAUUACUAUGAGUGAUGAAGAACGCAUCCAGCUGAUGAUGAUGGUGAAGGAGAGGAUGAUCACUGUGGAGGAGGCUCUUGCCCGGCUGAAGGAGUUUGAGCGCGUCAGCAGACUCAGCCAGAGUGAGUCCGACUGGACGGAAGCUUCCAGCACCACCGUCAACUCUCGAGAGCACUCCGACGAUGAGCAAGAGGACUCGCUCAAGUUCAAGCGUCUGCACAAGCUGGUCAACUCCACGCGCCGCGUUCGAAAGAAACUCAUCAAGGUGGACGACGGCAAGAGACACGCCUCUGACGACUCCCUGAGCCUGGAGGCGUCCCCGACGUGUGAGGACAUCUCAGCGCUGUACGCGGGCGUCCACAAGAGGCCGCCGGUGCUGGACGGUGACUCGUCACUGUCCUCGCUGACCCAGGAGCAGCUUUCGCUGGACGGCGACUCGGACAGCCUGGCCACCUCACAGUCAUCCAGCAGCCUGGACCACUGGGGCACGGGCGCCGGACGCAAACUGGUCAAGACUUACAGCGGGCCCGGCAGCAGCGGAGCUUCCAGACCUCACGCAGCGGUCAACGCCGUCGCUGUGUCCGUACAUCCCCACGGGCUCAUCCGACCACCGCGCAAGCACAGUGAAAGGGGUGGAGACGGAGGGAGUUCUUCGUCCUUCUCAGAGCUGGACGGAAGCGUGUUGACCGACGGAGAUCUUCAGCAGCAUCCUGGCGGUGGCGUCUCUCGCUCGGCGACCGAAGGCGAGAUGAAGCGUGCACUGGGCGCGCUCACGGCACACGGGAGAACGUGUAGUUUUGGAGGAUUCGACCUGUCCAACCGAUCUCUGCACGUGGUUGGAACUGCCAGUGAAUCAAACAUUAAGGAUGAUGCGGUGUAUCGUGAGGUCAUCAAGUCCCCGAGCACGUCGCGCAUCUCUCUGGGGAAGAAGGUGAAGUCGGUGAAGGAGACCAUGAGGAAGCGCAUCUCCAAGAAGUACAGCAGCUCUCUCUCUGAACAGUCGAGUCCGGAUGGGACCCCCGUCUCCCCCCAGUCUCCCCAGCAGGAGUGUGAGCCUCUGGAGAAGCCCAAGCUCAAGGCCGGGGGGUCAGUGGAGUCCCUCCGCAGCUCCCUCAGUGGACAGAGCUCCAUGAGUGGCCAAACGGUCAGCACUACAGACUCGUCAGCGUCGAACAGGGAGAGUGUGAAGAGUGAGGAAGGGGAGGACGAGGAGCCUCCGUACAGAGGACCCUUCUGUGGACGCGCCCGUGUACACACAGACUUCACCCCCAGCCCCUACGAUUCAGACUCACUCAAGCUCAAGCGGGGCGAUGUAAUCGACAUCAUCAGUAAGCCACCCAUGGGCACGUGGAUGGGCCUGCUGAACAACAAGGUGGGCACGUUCAAGUUCAUCUACGUGGACGUGCUGUCCGAGGAGCAGGAGAAGCCCAAACGCUCCAUCCGGAGGAAGAGCAGGAGGAAGAGCAGGCCACCCAAACCGGCCUCCGUCGAGGAACUGCUCGAGAGGAUCAACCUCAAGGAGCUCAUGCCUACGUUCCUGUUUAACGGCUACGAGGAUCUGGACACGUUUAAGCUCCUGGAGGAAGAAGACCUAGAUGAGCUCAACAUCAAAGAUCCCCAACAAAGAGCUGUUUUGCUCACUGCUGUGGAGCUGCUUCAGGAGUAUGACAGCAGCAGUGACGUGGAGCGCAGCACCCUCACCGGCUCCCAGGAGAAGCUCCUGUCUGAGGGCCCCGGCCUGGAGGGCGACUCGCCCCGCGACUCCGGCUGCUACGAGAGCAACGAGAACCUGGAGAACGGAAAAAUCCGGAAGGCUUCGCGUUUGCUGAACUCGGGUGCGGAGCUGGGUGCCGCCGACUACCCCACGCUGCCACUGACCCGCUCCACCGAGGCCCUUCAGCAGGAGCGCGCCCGCAAGCACCCCGUUGCGGCUGCCGCCAAGCACUUCCUGUUACACCCACCAAUCAAAGCCCUGCGAGGCCUGGGGCGGGGCGUGCGGGGGGCCCGGCGCUGCAGGGUCCUAAUGCCCACCAGCCGCAGCUGCGAGAUGCUGGACGUGCCCCUGGAGGCCCCCGCCGGAGCCGCCGGGUCCCGGAAGAGGUCGCAGUCUGUGGGAGACCUGCUGUGGGAACAAGCCUUCGACCAGCAGCAGAAGACCCAGAGGGGGCCUCCGCUGCCUGCUCAGGGGCCCGGGGCCAAAGAGUGGAAAGACCGGAUGGAGGUGGAGAGGAAGAAAAGGGUGGAGGAAGGUGGGGUGAUGCCCACUGCUGUGCCCGCUCUUCCACCCAGGCCUGGCGCUGGCGCUGCCACGUCUCCCAGCUCUCCUCAAGCGUCUCACAAUACACCAUUGUCUCCAUUCCGAAAGAGUCCUCCAGCGUCCCAUGAUGCCUCUGUGGCGUCGCCCGUCGGCUCCCCGCUCACGUCCCCUCCCACCUCCCCCCCGCUGCGGACUCUGCCCAAGAAGGCCCCCGUGCCCCCUCCCGUACCCGCCAAGAAGUCCAAGGAGCGCCUGCCCAACGGCCUGCGCCCACCGCCUCCUCCAGCCCACCUCCUGCCUGCCCUGCCCGUCAAAACCUGCCCCAGCCCCCCCGAGGGGAACACUUCUACCCCCACCACGUUCUCCCCCAUCUCCCCGAGCCUCUCUCCGGGGGAGACCGAGCCUGAGCCGGGCACCUCGCCGUCGGUGCCCCCUCCCUGGCUGUCGGACCUGCCCGAGUCUGCCUGCCCACAGAUCCAUGGCUCCAGGCCAGCGAUGGCGGCGGUUGCGCUCAGGAGGGUGUCCAAGAUGGCUGAUCUAGAGACUGUUCUGGAGGAAAGGCUGAUGGCAGAGGGCAUCGACCUCACUGAGGAGCCCUACUCCGAUAAGCAUGGGAGGUGUGGUGUGCCGGUUUUGCUGGUGCAGAGGUACAGUGAGGAGCUACAGCGCCCCCUGCAGAUCAUCUUCUCCACGCUGGACAUCAUCCGCGUCAAACAGCUGCGCAAGGAGCACCGCAUGGCCAUCCCGUCGGGUGGACAGACAGACGCCUGCCGCAAGCCCACGUCCCCGUGCCGCUCGGCCUCCCUCUCUGUCUCUGAUUGGCUGGUGUCCAUUGGCCUGCCCAUGUACGCGGCACCCUUGGCCUCGGUGGGCUGUGAUUCGCUGGCCGGGGUGCGCGCCCUCACCGAGGAGUGUCUGCACCAGGCCGGCGUGAGCCAGGAUGGCCAUGUGCGCUGGAUCCUGCACGAGGCCCGUCUGCUGGCCUCGUAGCCUGCGACUGCGUGCCUGCGACUGUGUGCCCGCAUCUGCACUCGUCCAUGCAGGUCAAGUCCGGACCAGGGCAACGAAAUGGCAGGAUCUCUCCAGCCAGCCACCUGCGUCUCUGUCCAUCUGUCCAGUCCAUUCUAUGUUCUUCCCAAAUGCUCGGUGACUCCUGCUCAAACGUCUCCUCAUAACCCACAUCUGCAUCAAUAACAUCUGCAUCAAUAACUUCUGCAGCGAUAUGUCUGCAUCACACUACAUCUACUCUGCACCUCAGGCUAUGUCUGGGCCUGUGCCCUUUAGGACAUGGGCAGCACAGCACAGAGUGACCCCCAGAAUACAGGAAGAAGGUCCUCUUCCCUUUCUCCAUCUCCCUCUGUCAUUUUCAUCAGUCAUCCUGAGGGAUAGCAAAUGUCUUCAGUUUCAUACAAACAUCACGGUAGCUUCUUCCAUAGGUGUGUUCACGUCCAUAUCUAGUGGAGGCAGACAUUCCAGUGGGUGAUCGAUCAGUCUUUGCAUCUCUUCGAGCUGUGAGCAGGACCACAUGUCAUGCUGUUAUUCUCAGUGGUCACCUCAGCAGGCUUUCUAUCUCUUCUUUCAUGUUCAGACCUUUUUAUUCUUCUACGUUUCAUCUCUCUCUCUCUCUCUCUCUUCCUCUCCCUCUCUGUCUCUCUCUGCUUGUCUGUCAUCUGUUUGCCAAGGACAGAUCAGUGGCCUUGAGACUGAAAGGACAUUGACCUUUGACUCGAAAGCACUGCCGUUUGAGUAAGCAGCACAUCUUCUGUCCUUACAAAGGGUUGUAUGGUGCCCACACACUGCUGUCGCUCACUACAACAGCAGUCUUUUUUAAAAAGAAGUAAACUCGUACACUCUUUCCUUUCAUGGAGUGGGUGGGGGAGGAGGGUGGGGGGGGUGGGUUGAAGGACAGGAUGUACAUCAUUGUGAUCUGUUCUGUCAGAGCUCAGAUAUGGUUGAUUAUGGCGGCUUGUGUCUGGGCAAGAUCCGUUUUGGAGUCGCUGGUGCAUCACUGGGGGAGGAUUAGAAGCUGGUGGCACAAGCCAGUGGAUUGUGGGACUCAAAACACUCUGUCAUCAACUAAGUGUGUGUGUGUGUGUGUGUGCGAGUGUAUAUAUGGUGGUUAGCCAGGGCAUGGCUGCCCAAGAAGACAACAUUAUUCUCAUAUCAGCAUUCAAUAGCAUUGUGUUUAUUUAAAGGAAAUAGUGUUAUAUGCCUUUAUUUCAGGGUCCUGUGUGUAUGUGUGUGUGUGUGUGUGUGUGUGUGUGUGUGUAUGUUUGUGUGUGUGUGUGUGUGCCAGAGGUUGACAUAUAGCCAUUUCAUAAGCUUCUUCCUGUUGUCUGGAAGAGCCAAAAUUUGCUUUUCUUGUCUAAUCUACUCUAAUCAGAACUAAUGGAAGAUAAUUAACUAUUAUUUAAUCUAACACUUUUCUGUGUCUAACAGUUCAACACUUCCUCUCACUGGUCAGAUUCUAGUGCCUCCACUGCAACAGUGUGCUUUCUCUAUAGCUUCCUUGUCAUUAUAUACAGUAAACACUGCGACAUGAGCAUUUAAGCUUUGUAUCCACACUCAGUCACACUUCCUGAAAGUUAUAUUAUUCGGGUUUCCAGGGAUAGGUUGAAUGUCUGUUAGCACACAGGCUGUAUCUUUGUUUUGUGUGUGUGGGGGUGUAUGAAUGUGUGUGUGUACAUUAUAUUCUGCGUAGACUCUAUUUUCAGCAUCUGGUAGUGAGACUUUGUAAGGUUGAGGAAUGUUUUGCUAUAACUCAAAUGAAAUGUAGUGAGGCAACAUCCUUAAAAUCUACCCCAUUCUAGACACACAAAAAAAGCUUUAGAUGAGGACUUCCUAUCACACAUCCACCAGGGAUUCUGUUUAUCAGUAUGAUUAGCACAAACAGAGCGUAUAGAUAUAGAUCAUAAUUACGUAGAGCACAAAGCACCCAGGUGUUCUUCGUUUUCUUUGGGUGGAACUAAUGGGGCUGAUCUAAACUAGAUCUAGCCCACAGUUUCAGCUUCAGGGGAAAAGGGCACAUGAGUAAGCUCAAAGUUACUGUCAGAAUGUAGUUACAGUAGGUCUAAAGCGCUCCGCAUAUAGGCAUCGACAUGAGUGCACCACCACUUUCUGUCACUUGCCUAGAGCCAAAAUGUUUAGCUGACAAGUAUUCGAAAAACAUUAGAUUUUUAUUGAGUGGUGCCAACAAAACUGAAUCUAAUGUAAUCGAACAUUAAAAAUGGAGUGUGCUGCACCCAUGUCGGUGCCAAUGUGCGAAGGCCUUUAAGAGUGCUCUUGUUGCCAUGGACACACAAGAGGUCAGUCAGUUCUGGGGUGGGGGUGUUGAGCCCGGUUUGGGCCAUAAGAAAUCAGUGCCAGAAGUCCAUUCAGGGUUUCAAGUCUUUAAGCCGAAGUAAAGCACAGAAGUCUUACCUGAGUGCACAAUCUUGUGUGGUGUGUGAUUGACAGCUGAAGUGACCAUUAUCUAAUACAGACUGAGAUAUCAGUGCGUUUACACAGGGGCAUGGACCAGAACACACAAGCAGACAUCUGUGUCCAUAGUCUAAUGCACACACAGUUUUACCAAACAAAAACAUUCUCAGUUGUAUCUGUGUCUGUAUGUGUGAGAGAGAUAGAGAGUGUGUGUUUGUGUGUGUGUGUGUCUGUGUGUGUGUGUGUGUGUGUGUGCUCACAAGAAUGAAGUGUGGGGUUUUCAAUCCAGUAAUCCAGUCCUCUUUCAAUGAUCAAUCAAAUAUCAGAUAGUUCUAAAAAAUAAAAGCGGAAAAAAAGACAUUUUUUAUUUGUAAAGAAAAAUACUGUUACUGUAAAAUGCACUUUAGCAAUGAAUAAAUUGUUUUAUUGUUUUAUAUAUAAAUGAAUAAAAGCUCAAUUGGCAUGAGAAUUUGUAGCCCUUUGACAAACCAUUCAUUCUGUGUCAUAUUAAGAACAGGAGGUCUACAAAAUCAAACUGUUCCUUAACACAGAAAAGAACAUCUCGGUUCCAAAUGCCAAGCCCAGGAUGUACAAAUUUGUAAUUGUCAUUAAUUAACAUUCUCCCCAUUAAUUACUUAACUACAAUAUGUUGUAUCAUUCCCCAUCUCUAAAGCAUAAUUACAUAUAUGACAUGAUUAACAUAUGUUGCACACUCUGUGUAUGUGAUUGAUAUUUAAAUAACUUAUUUGCUUUUCAUAUCAAUUGUAAUUAGUAGUUGUACUAUACAUUAAAAAACAGCAAUACCAUUUUUGCAUAUGGCAGGUGUGAAACUACAGUAUCUAUGUAAAAUACCUGUGUAAAUAUAAUUUACCUGCUUUCAACUUGCUGAUGUCUCUGAACUUUCUUUUUUUUGCUUGUGUAUUGAAACAAACAACAAAAAUGUUUUAAAAAAUAAUUGUCACUCUGACUAUAAUAAAAAACCCUUUU